GGCGUAUGAUCUGCUUCCGGCUCUUGUUCCCAUUCAUAACUUGACCGCUGCCACCACCGUCCCCCCACCUUGUUCUUUCCUUUGUACACACUUUACCAUCCAUAUUCUCGCUUUAUAUCUGCCUCCCUCGAUUUGUUAUACCGCUUCCGAACCCUCCACCGGACCACAACCAACCCAGCGAAAUAAUGCUCGGAAAGCGCAGACUAUCCGCCGGCCAGCUCGAGUCGCCCGCCAAGCGGCGCGCGACGAGCGUGCCGUGCACCCCGCAGAAGCCGCGGCCACAGCGAGCUUCCUAUGUGCCCCGGCCCUCCCUCGACUUUAGCGGCCUCCCCGAAACCCCGCUCGACUCCCCCGGGAACCCCCUCGGCCGCCACCAUGUCGUCAAGCUCUCCCGCCGGCUCCCUGACCCGUCCUCCUUCGGCAAGCACGUCGUCCUGCGCAUGCAGCUCGUCGUCCAUUCCGCGAAGCGUGUGCACCCCGUGUACCGCAUCGUGCAGCUGCCGCUCAACUACACAUUCACGCACCUCCGCGCCCUGAUCGCCUACCUCUUCGGCGGCCCGCACGACGGGGACGACCACUCAGGCGGGCGGCACGUCUUCGAGGUGAAGCGCGACGUGGUGAUGCACUCCAAGAAGCGCCCGGGCGAGAUUUUCAGCGCUGUGACCACGGUCAAGCUCUCUGGGUCCAAGCACCCGUUCACCCACCAAGAUGAGGAGAAGGUGUUCGACGACGAUGAGGAUGAGCUGCAGGAGGACGAUACCCGCUGGGAAGGCGAGGAGGAUUUCACGAUCGCGCAGGUGUUCCCGAUGGGACUCAACUCAUCGGACGCCGUCAAGGACAGCUUGACGCGCGCUAUUGUCUGGAAAUCCAACACCAACCCCGCCGUCCAACUGCAUCUCACGAUCAACACCGAAGCCGUCAAGACCCGCCGCGGCAAGGGCAACGCGCCCUUCGUAUUCAGAAGCCACGGGCAAACGAGCCUCCUCGCGCGCAAUGACCUCGGCGAUUAUGACGACGUUGAGGAAGACGCAGGUGGUGACACGGAGACGGACGAGGAGGGCGACGAGACGGACCCGAUGAUCGCAAGGUGGAACAGGGAGGGCGCGUUCGAGAAGUUCUUCCGCAGACGGGCUAUCCGCACUCUGGGCGAGCUCGAGGUCGAUGAACCCAAAACCCCCGGCCUCACCUACUCCUCGUCCCCCACUCAAGCAUCCUCCUCUCCCGUCCUGCCUACCCCAGCCAAUGCAACGAACGUGUACCCCUUCCCCUCCGUCUACGCGUCCGGCCCCUCAUCGUCCUACAUGCACGGCAAUGAGCUCCCCUUCUCCACCUUCCCCAAGUUCACGCCCCUCCCGAGCGCGCACCUCCGCAAACGGGUGGACAGCACGGAGAAGUUCAUCGCGCUGGAGAAAAGGAAGCCGUGGAUGACGAAGUACGAUGAGGUGGAUAGUGAUCGGGGGAGCAGUGCGGAGCCGGAGGAGACGAGGUUGGGGCCGGCGCGCAAGCGGAAGGUGGCGGUGUCGGUGAAGGCGGGGGGCGAGCGCGUGCGGGCUUCGGCGCUGCUGAAGGCGGAGGCCUCACGCUCGCGAUCUUCGGCUCUUCUGAAAGCGAGCGCUCCCAUCUCGAUGAAGGCUGUAUCCUCGAAGCCGGCAUCCUCCAAACCGGGACCCUCGCAUGAGGCGGACGACGAGGAGCUGGACGACGACUUCCUCACCGAGAUGCUCAGGCAGUCGCAGGAGGAGGACGAGGAUGCUGCUCGGGCAGAGGAGGACGCGGGUCACGACGAAGAGGGUGCGGCACACGACGAAGAGGGUGUCGCACACGACCAUGAAGAGAACCCGUUCUUAGUCGACGAAGACGAGCGCGCUGAACAAGAGGAAGACGAGCGCGCUGGAGACGAGGAAGACGGGCUCGCGGGUGACAAUGACGAUGAACUCGCGGGUGACAACGACGACGAGCUUGCGGGCGACGACGAACUGGUGUACGAGCGGCCGAGCGACGACCUGCUCGACGAGGACCUCUUCAUCGACCUCACCAGGGAGGACGAGGUGUACGAGCGGGAGGUGUCGGUGGAGCCGUAGUUGUUCUGGCUUAUUCCGCGCGUCUUGUUACUCUCACCGGCGCGUCUCUUUUCAAAGCGUCUUGUGCUAUCGGCGCGUCUCGCUCGUGUCAGCGGCGCGCCUCCCUCGUGCCGCUGGUGCGCAUCGUCCUCAAUACCGGCGAGCAUCCACCCUGCGCUUUCCACCCGCGAGGCCCGCACAGGCGCGUCUCGCGAUAUACGACAAUCUCAAUUUACCAACCUACGCAUCGGUACCCCACUGGGCGACCCAUUCCCCAUGCAUACAGGCCCCGCGAUACGACUCCAGACUGUUCAUAAUACGCACCGACUCUUGCAGAUAUAGAUUUGUUGACUGGUUCAUAGCAUAUGUAUCUAGGUUAUAGUGGCAGCUGCAGAGCGACUUGAUUUCCGAAUGCGAUACCUCCUUCAUACUCUCUCUGCCCUAUAGCAAUAUCGUAUUUGCUGGCGAAAUGUCUAAGCAGAGACAAAGCCACGGG
Messenger RNA from Schizophyllum commune H4-8, 2556 nucleotides. RefSeq lists its product as uncharacterized. Bases 186 to 2081 code for a protein of 631 amino acids. Lineage: Eukaryota; Fungi; Basidiomycota; Agaricomycetes; Agaricales; Schizophyllaceae. The transcript is spliced from 3 exons. The record is from RefSeq and is a predicted model, not a curated record.